AUUGCUGAAUCUAUGGAAGAGCAAACACACAAUCACAUGGACACAUUUGGUGCGCACACAGAAGAAGCACAAACAAAUGGUUAAGGGUCACUUAGAACUUUGCUCUUAUAGUUUAGAGGUUAGAGGGGUUUUUUUUCUCUCCUGUGGUGCCGUUAGAGGAGAGAGAGCGUGUGUGAGUUUGACUUACAGUGGCUGCCAUGCGGGGAGUGGUGUGUUUGUUGACCCUGCUGGUUCUGAAAGAGGUCCCUGUGCAUCCAGCACCUCUUCCAGCAGCACAAGAUGGCUUUGAUGUGGGGUCGGUAAGUCAUAGCAACUUUACAACAAAAGUCACUCUAUGUAAAACUUAUGUUGUCUGAUUUUUUCUUAAUAUAUUUUGGCAACGGAUUUUAUUUUACCUCUAAUAAUAGGAUAUUAGGAUAAGGAUACUCCUUAUAGAAAAACCAAUAAGCCCAUGCAAAGGCUUCCCUGGACAUUAAACUGUUUUUUGUCUCUUCUAGUUCAUGGGGAGAUGGUAUGAGGCAGCUGUGGUUUCUACCUGUCCUCACUACAUGCAGCGUAAGAGGGGGAACCCCGUUAUGGUUGCCAUGGAACUGCAACAAAUUUCUCCUGAAGGCAACUUUACCAUGACUUCCUCUAGUUCCAGGUCAGACUUGCAUUGUGUUCUUGAAAACACAGGUUCUGUACUAAGCACUAACUUGUGUUGUUUUUGCAUGUGGGUGCACGCAGGAAUGGUUUGUGUAUGCAGACGUCUACUGGUUAUAGCUCGACAGACACUCCUGGAAGAUUCUUCCAUCAUGUUGCAAGUAUGUUUGUGUAUAUCGAAUUUUAUCAAUGUUAGAUUUAAAUGCUGUAAACUUGGUACAUAAAGUUUAAUCGGAUUAUAUUCUUGCUGCAGGGUCUGGUGCUGAUGUGGAUUCCUUUGUGGUUCACAUUAACUAUAGUGAUUUUGCACUGAUGAUUCAGCUGAGCACAGAGAAACCAUCAGGAACUACAACCACUAUGGCAAAGCUUUUUAGUGAGUCUGUAGUUUUUGAAUCAAACCUUUGAAUAAUUAGUUGUUUUUAUUUACGUUAAGCAGUAAGUCUGUGAUGUGCUGUUUUUGUCUGAAGGUCGAACUCAGAGCGUGAGUCCUGCUGUGCUGCACAGCUUCAAAUCCCUGGUCAGACAAUAUGGACUGAGUGAAGCAGAUAUCGUGAAUCAAAGUAAAGGUAUAAAUGUAUAAUCAACAUAACAAGAUGCUUUUCUUCAAUGAUGCACAUCAACUCUAUACUUCAGUGUCACUGUCUCCCCAGGUGAGUGUGUUCCCAGUGAGCAGGUGCCAAAAGCCAUCACGACUCAGCCUCAGGUACUUGUCUCACACUGUGACUUAAUGGAUUCACAUUUGUUCAUACUUCUCUUUUUUUAUUUUAAGAUUUGUUUGUGACCCAAUAUGUUUUAUUUCACCUCCUCACAAAGGCUUUAAAUUUUGCCAUCUGAACAUACUCAUAUGUUUGUUUUUGUUUUUUUUAUGGACACGUAAUUUUCAAAAUUUACACAUAAAUAUAUGUUGAUUUGCUGUUACAGGUUAAGUGAUCACAUGGGAUAACUCAAGAGGACUGUCCCCAAACACUCAUUAGACUAUCAUCAAAAUACAAAUGUUCUGUGACUACUUUGUACUGCUUGGUCAUCACUGACUAUGCUGUAACAUGAUGUAUCCUGUUAUUCAUGUAAUUCCAUCAUGUAUAAAAGACUUGGCAUGCUGAAAUAAAUAUGUUAUUGCUUUGCUAAUAAGUUAAUGACAUGUUUGUUUGUCUAAUGUUUUAUCGGUAACCCUUUCUUUUACGGUUCACUUAUUACCAGGUAAUUAACAGGUAAUUACCUGGUAACAACAUGAAAUUAUCUGGUAAUUACAUGAUAACUACUAAGUCAAUACUGUCUAGCUACCAGGUAGGUAACCUUCCAUCAUCAUACAAAUUUGAAGCCGAAUUGCUCUGGUAUUUCCAGGAUUUUCUCCGCUUCCUGGAACCACCACUUGUGCAGUAGCAUUGUACACAUUUGGCGGGUGAGUCGCUGUGAUAAUGCUCGGCUCAAACAACGUAUCACUACGCAAUCUUUGCACGCCCAUAGGCUGUAACAAGUGUCAAUCAUAGAAAAUAAGAACCCCUAAUAGCUUUUGGAAAUGGAGCUGCACAGAAAAAAAGAAAAGAAGAAAAACUAGACAGUAUUGACCUAGUAGUUAUCGUGUAAUUACCAGAUAAUUUCAUGUUGUUGCUAGGUAAUUACCUGUUAAUUAGCUGGUAAUAAGUGUACCGUAAAAGAAAGCAUUACCGUUUUAUCCUUACAACUGUAAGAUGACCAGACACAUAUAAAAAAAAGUAUUAUAAAAAAUAAAAGUAUUUAUCAGCCAACGUGUCAAA
Molecule: messenger RNA, 2396 nt
Organism: Xyrichtys novacula (pearly razorfish)
Lineage: Eukaryota; Metazoa; Chordata; Actinopteri; Labriformes; Labridae
Source: the annotation of a GenBank genome assembly